Heterobasidion irregulare TC 32-1 is the source of this 1686-nucleotide messenger RNA. It is a transcript of the gene cyp62, whose product is annotated as cytochrome P450 monooxygenase 62. Gene Ontology annotation, molecular function: oxidoreductase activity, acting on paired donors, with incorporation or reduction of molecular oxygen; monooxygenase activity; iron ion binding. The record is from RefSeq and is a predicted model, not a curated record. The coding region runs from base 1 to 1686 and encodes 561 amino acids. The transcript is spliced from 13 exons. NCBI's taxonomy places the organism in Eukaryota, Fungi, Basidiomycota, Agaricomycetes, Russulales, Bondarzewiaceae.
AUGAAUCAUCCGCCGGCAGCUGCACACACCCUUCUACCAUUUUCUCUUUGCUGCCAUGAUUGGCUGGAUAGUUCUCUUGGUGUCAGUGCUGUUUGUCUUGAAGAGUCGCUUCUCGGAUUCGAAAUUGCCUCCAGGCCCACCAAGGGGUCUUUUUGGAGACAAUCGAGCACAGAUGUCUGCCAAGCCUUACAAGACUUGGACACAGCUAGCGAAAAAAUACGGUGCGUCAUGAUAGCAGACAAAAGGAGGCUCGAUCGAGAAACAGACAGUCAACCAACAGGACACAUAUUUUCCUUCGUCAUUGGCAACAAGGUCGUAAUUGUACUCAACACUGCUCAGACUGCAUGGGAUCUGCUCGAGAAGCGAGGAGAGAUAUACUCCAGUCGACCAAGAUCUAUCAUGGGGCAUGAGAUUCUUUCUCGAAAAAUGUGGGGUUUGGGCAUGGCAUACAAUGAUAAAUGGCGGAAAUGGCGCAAAGUAAGACUCACAGCGACCAUGCAACGCUGCUCGCUCACUCUCGACCGGCAGCUUCAGCACUCCUGCUUGAAUACAAAGUAUGCGGUCAAUUACCAGACGUUUCAGAUGCUCGAGUCUUCUAUUCUGCUACACGACCUCCUCGACGAUCCCGCAAAAUACUCAACUCAUUUCACAAGAUUUUCAACUUCUAUGGCAUUCACUAUCAGCUAUGGCGGUCGUAUCAAAAGCUUGGACGAUCAAGUUGUCAAAGACAAUGCGGAGGCUGGACGAGCAUUUGGAAGCGCCCAAAUUCCCGGGAAAUACAUCGUUGAAUCCUGGCCCAGCCUCUUAUGGCUCCCGAAACGUUUUCAGUGGUUCAGAUGGGAAUUCGAGAAGAGGCGUUUGAUAGACUUGCAGCUCUACUUGAGCUGCUUUCAGAAUGUCAAACGUCGGAUGGAUUCCGGCAUCGUAAAGCCAUGUUUGUCGACAAAAAUGUGGGAAGAGGGCCCGUCUGAAGAGACCACCGAGGUCGAGAUGGCUUACUAUGUCGCGAGCCCAUUUUCCGCUGGAAUUUCGACUAUUUCCUCUGCGCUGGAUGUCUUCCUACUCGCUAUGUUACAUUUUCCCGACUGUGCACGGCGCGCUCAAGCUGAGUUGGACUCUGUCGUCGGACGGUCUCGCAUGCCGACCUUCGAUGACCAAUCAUCGCUUCCAUACCUGCGCGCAUUGAUCAAGGAGACAACGAGGUGGCGGGUUGUCGCACCGAUGGGGAUGCCUCACGCAACGACGGAAGACGAUGUCUACGAGGGAUAUCAUAUCCCCAAGGGAGCGACGGUAUUCGGAAACAUCUAUAUGAUUUCUAAGGACCCUGAGUUGUUCCCCGAGCCCGAAGCGUUCAAGCCAGAGCGGUUCAUAGACGCGACGGAUCCGAGGCUCGUGAACUUCGAUCUACCGUUUGGUUUCGGCCGCCGCAUAUGCCCUGCGCAACAUGUCGCAGAGCAGACUCUGUUCAUUACCAUCGCAAGGAUCCUCUGGUCAUUUGAUAUCGCUCCCGCAUUGGACAAGGAGGGCAAGCCCCUUCUCCCUGACCCCGAUGACUUCAGGAGCAACUUGACUGCGCGGCCUGCGCCGUUCGAUUUGCAGCUCACCGUCCGCGAUUCCGAGACUCGUAAGGUGAUCGUGGCAGAGGCGAGUCAGAGUGCGGAUGCGUUGCGAGAGUGGGAGGGAUGA